Molecule: messenger RNA, 4014 nt
Organism: Fusarium redolens
Lineage: Eukaryota; Fungi; Ascomycota; Sordariomycetes; Hypocreales; Nectriaceae
Product: Indigoidine synthase A like protein-domain-containing protein
Exons: 5
Coding region: 1-4014 (1337 amino acids)
Molecular function (GO): pseudouridylate synthase activity; protein binding
Source: RefSeq, a predicted model, not a curated record
AUGAGCUCUUCUUUGGCUGGUGUCAAGGACUUGCUUAAGGUAUCGGAUGAGAUCACAGAUGCUGUUGCCACCAACAAACCCAUCGUUGCUCUUGAGUCAACUAUCUACACUCACGGAGCCCUGGGCAAUGAACUCGCCCUCCAACAUUCAGAUCUUGUCCGCAGCAAUGGAGGUAUUCCCGCCAUCAUCGCCAUUGUUGAUGGCGUUCCUACUGUCGGAGCAACAGCAUCUGAUAUCCUUCGUAUGAUUGAGAGUGGAAACGCUGUUAAGGCAUCCAGGAGAGAUAUUGCCUACCUCGCGGGAAUGGGUUUGACAGGACAGAAGAUUCAUGGCGGCACCACCAUAUCAGGAACCAUGGUGCUCGCCAGGCUUGUAGGCAUUCGAGUGUUUGGCACUGGUGGUCUCGGUGGCGUUCACCGUGGAGGCCAUGACUCAAUGGACGUUUCUGCUGAUCUCACUGAACUUGGCCGAACCCGAGUCGCCGUCAUUAGCAGCGGCUGCAAGGGCUUCCUCGAUAUCCCCAGGACACUGGAGUUCCUCGAGACCCAGGGUGCACAUGUUUCGACCUUUGCAGACGGACGAUCUGGAAAGAUUGAUUUCCCUGCUUUCUGGGCUCGUGAUAGCGGCAUCAAGAGCCCUUCUGUUGUCCACACCGAGAAGGAGGCUGCUGCUAUCAUUCUGGCCCAGGAGAAGCUUGGCAUUGAGUCAGGCUUGCUCUUCGCCAACCCCAUCCCGGAGGAAUUUGGCAUUCCUGCGCCUGAGAUGCAGGCUUAUAUCGAACAAGCUGUCAGAGAGGCCAAUGAGAAGGGCUUCACUGGCAGCGCUAACACUCCGUAUAUCCUGGGUAGGCUCAAGGAGCUAACAGGAGAGAAGGCCGUUGUCGCCAACAAGGCGCUGGUAACGUCCAACAUCACCCGGGCCACCAACAUCGCUGUCGAACUCUCAAAAUUGUUGUCUUCUGGUUCUGAACCAGUCAAGACUUUCAAUUCAUAUUCUGGCGCUCCAUCUGCAUCUGCACCUGCAUCUCCUGCUCCUACUGAGCUCAAGGGGCCAGAAGUAACGUCUGAUAGCAAGGCUGAUAUCCUUGUCGCUGGUUCCGUUGCUGUUGAUCUAAGCUGUGACUAUGCCCCAAAAUCGGGUGACGCUUCACCCGUCCUCCAUACCUCGAAUCCAUCAAGUAUCAGCCAGUCAAUUGGAGGCGUCGGCCAUAAUGUAGCUCUUGCUGCCCACUCUGUAAGCAAACAUGCGCGAGUACGGCUCUGCAGCAUGGUUGGUGAUGACGUUGCUGGCAAGACCAUUAUUAAUGGACUCAAAGCCUCUGGCCUUGACACCACAUACAUUCGACAAUUAGGCCACGAGUACCACGGCUCUAAUAGAACGGCUCAGUACGUCGCUGUCAAUGAUGCAAACAAGAAUCUAGUCAUGGCUAUGGCCGAUAUGGGGAUCUUCACAAACCACUCUUUCCCCGAAUAUUGGAAGUCUGCCGUCCGGGGAACCAAGCCCAAGUGGUUGGUAGUGGAUGGCAAUUGGAGCGAGAAAGAUAUUCGAGCAUGGCUCAAGGCUGGCCAAGAUCAAGACUGCAAGAUUGCCUUUGAACCAGUAUCGACAGCCAAGUCUAUGAACCUUUUCUGCCCUCAGAAAGGACACCCGAAACUUCGAGUCUUCCCCAAGCCCACGGUAGAUAUCGCUUCUCCCAACAGCUACGAGCUGGCAGCUAUGUACUCCGCAGCUCGUGAUAACGGCUACUUUGAGGCCCCGGAGUGGUUCGAUAUCAUCGAUGCCUUUGGCAUGCGAGGCGCCCGAGAUCGUUUUGUUAAGAUGACUACAGCCGAGCUGACUGACGCUGGUGUCCCCGUUCAGUCUGUUCAACUACUUCCUUAUAUUCCAACUAUUGUGACGAAACUUGGGCCUCAGGGUGUCCUCCUGACCACCAUCCUCGGAAAAGAUGAUCCUCGUCUGAAGGACCCUGACUCCGAAGAGUACAUCCUUGCUCGCUCGAUGAGCGACCACCCCAGCGUUGGUGGACUCUAUAUGCGACUAUUCUCUGCAGCUGAAAGGGUCCAGAACAUUAUAUCUGUUAACGGGGUCGGAGAUACGUUCUUCGGAGUUUUGAUCUCCGGAUUGGCCCAGGGUGGCAAAGUCGAAAACCUCAUUGAUGUUGCACAAGCUGGCUCAUGUUUGACACUCAAGUCUCCUGAGUCAGUGAGUCCUGAUCUAUACAGACUCGAAAUAACCGCAAAACUUACUCCAGUUAGACAAAGGACAACAAUGGCGCCACCACAAGACGAAGAAAUGGUAGAUCCCUCAUCCUCCUCCUCUUCGGAGAAUGAGUCUCAAUUUGACUCAGAAGAUGAGGUUCCUCAGAAGAAGCCAACUAUUACGCUCUACGAUAAAGAUUCGGACGAGGAAGAGUUGGAGCGACUUGUUCUAGGUAACAAGGCAGGCUUCCGGGCGCAAUUGUUCAAAGACGAUGGGAUUUUUGAUAACAGCUGGGAUGCGGAGGGUAAGGAACUCCAGCUUGUCGAACAAGAUCCUGGACUGGAGGAAAUCGACGAUGCGGACCUGUUCAUGUUCGACACGGGUGCUGGACCAGGUGCUGCAGAGGCCACAAAGGCAGCAAAGCCCAGCGAUGGAAACGCCCCUGUAUGGGAGGAUAGCGACGACGAUAGACUGGCCAUUUCCCUGGCUAGAGCCACUCGCUUACGAAAGCUGCGAAAGACGGAGGCCGAGGAUCUUGUGAGCGGGACUGAGUACAGCAGAAGGUUGCGACAACAGUACCUCCGACUUAAUCCCCUUCCAGCGUGGGCGCGCGAAGCAGAUGGACGACCUAGCAAGCGAAGACGAUCAUCAGCUGCGUCUGACUCUUCAGCAGACAGCGAUUCCGACUCUGAGAUUUCUGCUCAGCCUCUUGAGAAGUUCCUUCGCGAUGUCAACAGCCUGGCCGGAGCUGGAUCGACCAAGAAGAGGCGCUUACGACCCGAAGUCAUUGACAUCCAACGUACACGAGAGAUCCCAGACAAGCACAAGGCCCCCAUUGCCAAUCUUUCCUUCCACCCCGAGUUCCCGGUCCUCCUCUCCUCCAGCACCGCCUCUGUGCUCUACCUCCAUCACAUCGCGCCCGCCGCUCAUCCUACACCCAAUCCUCAAUUGACUUCAGUACAAGUCAAGCAAGUCGAUGUUCGAAGGGCCGAGUUCUUGUACCCUCGGGGCGACAAGGUGUUCUUUGCUGGCCGACGAAAAUACUUCCACCACUGGGAUCUCAAAUCAGGAACAGUGCAAAAGACAACGCAGAUCCUCGGCCACAGGCUCGAGCACAAGACUAUGGAGAGAUUCAAGCUCAGCCCGUGCGGUCGAUACAUGGCCAUUGUUGCAUCUACCAGGAAGGGAGGCGGUAUCAUCAACAUUCUGAACACAACAUCUAUGCAGUGGAUUUCCGCUGCCAGACUCUCUAGUCAGAACGGCAUUGCAGACUUUGCUUGGUGGAGCACUGGAAACGGUAUGACUAUCCUUGGUCGGGAUGGCCAGGUUGGCGAGUACAGCAUGGAGAGCCGCUCAUUCUUGGGAAUAUGGCAUGAUGAGGGUUGUGUUGGUGGCAUUGUCCUCGGUCUUGGCGGUCAUCAGGGUCCAGCUGUACUGGGUGACGAUCGAUGGGUCGCUGUAGGUUCCAACAGCGGCAUCACCAACAUAUACGAUCGCAACGAGCUUGUCGUACUCAAGUCGGAGGAAGUAUCUAUUAAGGAGCGCCCAACACCUACAAGAGUCUUCGAGCAGCUUGUCACACCCAUUACACACAUUGCUUUCUCACUAGAUGGUCAGCUUAUGGCUUUCGGAAGCCAACAUAAGAAGGACGCUUUGCGUCUUGUGCAUCUACCUACUUGCACAGUGUACCGUAACUGGCCUACGGAACAGACACCUCUUGGAAGAAUCACGGCAGUCGCGUUUGGGAAUCAGAGUGACUUGCUGGCGGUUGGUAAUGACACGGGGAAGAUCAGGCUUUGGGAGAUCAGGAGUUAG